Gigantopelta aegis is the source of this 1854-nucleotide messenger RNA. RefSeq lists its product as uncharacterized. The transcript has 19 exons. Bases 421 to 1692 code for a protein of 423 amino acids. The record is from RefSeq and is a predicted model, not a curated record. Lineage: Eukaryota; Metazoa; Mollusca; Gastropoda; Neomphalida; Peltospiridae.
CAGCUGACAAACCCAAAUAGCAGACGACCGAUCUGAGAGUGGAAGUCGGAGAGUGAAUUGGAAGGAAAUAAUAAACACUUUUGCAAGAGGGGGAAUCAAUUACUAUUUCAAGACGAGACACUUGGUGCAUCCCAUUCAGCAGAAGACCGGACAAAGGAGUGAGUUUAUGGUGAAAAAUAACUACUGAUUUAGUAAACUAUUCUGGGAGUGGCAGUCCUCUUGAGUGGUGCAGAACGUAUUGUCCAGUAAAAGAUCUUCUUGGGAGUAGCUGCCCUCCAAUAGGUUUUUAAAAACUAGUAGAAACCUUUCAUCUGCAUACAUUGAGUUCGGAGUGCGAUUUGUUUCUGAACAAACUUUGGAGGAAAUCUAACGGCAAUUAAAGAUAUAACCUUGCUGUCCAACAUAAAAUAUAGCAAGAUUAUGUCUCAGGCAGGUAACUGCCUGGGACACAACAGUAUUCUUGGAAGAGCAUUUCCAAGUAAACAUUAUUUACCUUCCGAUAGUGAAGAUGAAGGCUUUUACGAAGAAGCCGAACGCAUUGUGGCGAAAGCUAAGAUUGGAAAAGAUUGUAAUGAGCAUUUCCAAGAUCGUCCACGACAUGAUGUUCUGAAGUCGGAUGAUGAAGCGGAUUCUAUGUUUGAUACUGAAGAUGAAGACUAUUCUGAUGAUGAACCAUGGGCUGACUUUACUGAUUGGAGUGAUUCUGAAGGUUUGAAAUGCAAGGAACAUUUUAAUGAUCCACCAGGGAGUGUUGUUUGUUGCAAAGAAGAAAACUCUGUGAUGAUUAAGUGUUCUUCAAGAAACUUGGUCGGACUUUAUGCAGUUAUUGCAUUGAAGUAUAUUUUGAAAUAUGUUGAAUACAAGAAACAUUUUCAUCACCCACCAGGGAGUGUUGUUCGUUGGAGAGAUUAUGACAGAGAAAACUCCAUUUUAAUGUUGGUGAAAAACAAUCUUUAUUCUAAUAAAAAUGUUACAGUAUACAGAGAUAUUUUCAAAAAAGUGCUUACACGUGCUUUUUUCAUGUUUGAACAAAGAUUAUACUUGAAAAUUCCAGAAUAUAGGGCAGGACCUCUAUAUGUCAAUGAUUCUCAGAGUGUGGUGUGUUUUAAAAAAAGCCUCAUUGACAGCCAUGUUGAAAUUAAUAAUAGUAAAAUAUGGAAUUCAUAUUGGUUGAUUGAUUACAACGGCAAACGGCCCCAUGAUAUCAUUUUGAGAAGUAUACAAUCAAUAUUACAAAAUGUAUCAGAUCGGUUGUUCACGGGUACAAGUGUCAAGCAGCGGGAAGAACUCUGUCUGGGAUCAGUAGGCAUAUUGAGAUCACGAAACAUAACUUGUUUUCAAGAAAGUAUCACUGGAUGCAUUGUGGAUAUAAAUAAUGAAACUACUAUUAAUAACCAUUGGUUCUUCUGUUCUGAAGAUAUAAACCGCAAUAUGAUUCCAACUGGAGCCAUGGUGAUGAAAGUAGAUGUAACAGACUGGGAUCCUGGUGCCUGUGAAGCUAUAGAGUCCAGUGAGGUGCCUAUAAAAAUUGAAGACAUAGGAGGUAUACUGUUUUAUAAUGUGAAUAGUAUGCAUUCCCAUUACCUGUGUGAACCAUUACAUGUUAUAUCCUAUGUAAAUAUAAUUACAAACGUUCAGCCAUUAUAUGAAUUACUCUAUUCUAAUUGGACAGUGUGGCUUUUGAUGUAUUAGUCGCAAAUUUAGUAUAAAAUUGCAAUUUAUAUACAAUUUAUAACUUAUACAUUUCUGUUGAAAAGGCAGAUGUUGCUGCCAAGUCUGCUUUGAAUUUGCCUCAUGUCGGUGUUGGUGUUCUCUACAGUGAUUUUAAAUAUCAUAUUAACCAAUAUAUCUUUU